Molecule: messenger RNA, 2074 nt
Organism: Oenanthe melanoleuca
Lineage: Eukaryota; Metazoa; Chordata; Aves; Passeriformes; Muscicapidae
Product: E3 ubiquitin-protein ligase TRIM7-like
Exons: 8
Coding region: 122-2050 (642 amino acids)
Molecular function (GO): protein binding; zinc ion binding
Source: RefSeq, a predicted model, not a curated record
CCACCCCCAGGGAAGUUUGGCCACCGGUGAGCGGGUUUUGGCCACCCCCAGGGAAGUUUGGCCACCUCCGGGCAGGUUUUGGCCGCCGCCCGCGGCUCCCGGCCCCGCCUCGCCCCCCGCCAUGGCCGCGCUGCCGGGCGAGGCGUCGUGCCCGAUCUGCCGGGAGCUGUUCCGGGACCCCGUGUCCAUCCACUGCGGCCACCACUUCUGCCGCGCCUGCAUCGAGCGCCGCUGGGAGUGGCCCACGCGCGGCUUCGCGUGCCCGCGCUGCCGGGACGCGGCCCCGGAGCGGAGCCUCCGGCCGAGCCCGGAGCUGGCGGCGCUGCUGGAGCUCGCCCGGCGGCGGGGCCGGGGGGACGCGCUGCGGCUGCAGGAGGAGGACGAGGAAGGCUGCCCGCGGCACCGGGAGCCGCUGGAGCUCUUCUGCCGGGAGGACGCGGCCGCGCUGUGCGAGAUCUGCCGCGAGUCCCGCGCGCACCGCGGGCACACCGUGCUGCCGCUGCCCGAGGCCGCCCGGCAGUGCAAGGAGCAAGUCCAGGCUCGGCUGCGAACCCUGCGGGACGCGAGGGAGAAACUGCUGGAGCUGCGGGAGGCGGAGAUGGGGAAAUUCCGGGAGUGUUUAGAGGAGGCGGAGGCCGAGCGGGGCCGGGUCCUGGCCCAGUCCCGGGAGCUGCUCCAGGCGCUGGCGGAGCUGGCGCGGCUCCGCCUGGCGCGGCUGCGGCGCCUGGAGCGCGACAUCGGCCACGCGUGGGAGGAAAUCGCGACAGGCCUGACCCGGGAGAUCUCCCGGCUGGAGGAGCGCGCCCGGGAGCUGCGGGAGAAGUGCGAGCAGCCGGACAGGACCUUCCUGCAGGACCUGAGCAGCACCUUGGACAGCCUCGGGCCGGACCCGCUCCCGGUGCCGCUCCCGGUGCCGCUCCCGGCGCUGGGAACGAGGAUCCGGCGGAUCCGGGAGGAGAAUCCGGCCCUGCAGGAGGCGCUGGGGAGAGUGCGCGACCUCCUGCUGUUCGAGCUGCCCGUGAAAAUGCCCGUGACCCUGGACCCGCGCACCGCCCACCCGCAGCUCCGCGUGGCUCCUGACGGGAGCAGCGUCAGCUGGGAACCGAACCGGGACCCUGCCGGACCGGGAGCCGAACCGGGAGCCGAACCGGGAGCCGAACCGGGAGCCGAACCGGGAGCCGAAGCCGAAGCCGAAGCCGAAGCCGAAGCCGAAGCCGAAGCCGAAGCCGGCCCCGGCCCCGACCCCUCGGUGCUCGGCCGCGAGGGCGUCACCGCCGGGCGGCGCUGCUGGGACGUGCGGGUGGCACCGGAGGGAUGCUGGGCCCUGGGGGUGGCGCUGGAGACCCCCGGGAACGGGGAAGGGACCCCCUGGAAUGGGGAAGGGACCCUCGGGAAUGGGGAAGGGACCCUCGGGAAUGGGACAAGGACCCCCGGGAAUGGGGAAGGGACCCUCGGGAAUGGGACAGGGACCCCCUGGAAUGGGACAAGGACCCCCGGGAAUGGUGCAGGGACCCCCGGGAAUGGGACAAGGACCCCCGGGAAUGGUGCAGGGACUCCCGGGAAUGGGACAGGGAUCCCCUGGAAUGGGACAAGGACCCCCGGGAAUGGUGCAGGGACCCCCGGGAAUGGGACAGGGACCCUCGGGAAUGGGACAAGGACCCCCGGGAAUGGGGAAGGGACCCUCGGGAAUGGGGCAGGGACCCCCUGGAAUGGGACAAGGACCCCCGGGAAUGGGACAGGGACCCCCUGCAAUGGGACAGGGACCCCCGGAGCCGGGACAGGGAGCCCCGGGUGGGAGCUGUGGUCCGUGGGGCAGUGCCGGGGCCAGUUCUGGGCUGUCACCUCCCGGGAUCGCGUCCCGCUGUUCCCGGCCCGCGCGCCCCGCACGGUGCGGGUGCUCCUGGACUACGAGCGGGGCCGGGUGGCGAUUCUGGACGCGGAGCGGAGGAGCCUCAUCUGCGCCUUCCCGGCGGCCGCGUUCGGGGGGCGCAGGGCGCGGCCCUGGUUCCUGGUGUGGGGCGAGGGCUCGCGGCUGGCGCUGUGCCCCUGAGCCCCGAAAUCGGGGGGUUCACCC